Messenger RNA from Camelina sativa (false flax), 1182 nucleotides. Lineage: Eukaryota; Viridiplantae; Streptophyta; Magnoliopsida; Brassicales; Brassicaceae. The record is from RefSeq and is a predicted model, not a curated record.
AUGGCAUCAUCUUCCCAUGAUCAUAUAGAUGAUACCAUUGAUGAAUGCAUUGAUAAUGUAUGCGAUCAAAUUUACGAUCAAGCGAUGGAAAAUAUUUUAAGUUACAAUGGUGGUCAUCAAGAAGCAACGAAGCCAAAGAAAAAGCGAGCACAUGUUGAAAGAAAUCGUGAAGAAGGACACAACCGCUUGUGGAAUGAUUAUUUUUGUGAAAAUGCAACAUACUCUCCACGAAUAUUUCGUCGUCGUUUUAGAAUGAACAAGCCCUUGUUCAUGCGCAUUGUUGAUCGACUCUCAAGUGAAAUGUCAUUCUUUCAACAAAGACGAGAUGCUACUGGAAGGUUUGGUCUCUCUCCAAUACAGAAGUGUACAUCGGCAAUUCGUAUGAUGGCAUAUGGAAGUGCAGCUGACGCGCAAGAUGAAUACAUUCGCCUUGCUGAAACCACUGCGAUUUCAUGCUUGGAAAAUUUUGUUCAAGGAAUCAUAAACUUUUUUGGAGAUGAGUACCUAAGGAGACCCACACCAGCGGAUCUUCAACGACUACUCGAUAUUGGAGAGAUGCGCGGAUUUCCCGGGAUGAUAGGAAGUACAUUAAACGAUAUCAAUGUUCUUGAUCGCUCACCAGUUUUUGACGAUAUUUUACAAGGUUGUGCUCCUAAGGUGAAUUAUACUGUCAACGGGCACCGCUAUAAAUUGGCCUACUAUCUCACCGAUGGGAUUUAUCCAAAAUGGGCUACUUUUAUCCAAUCUAUUCCCCUUCCACAAACUCCAAAGGCAUCCUUAUUUGCUACAUAUCAAGAAGCUGUUCGUAAAGAUGUUGAACGUGCUUUUGGAGUCUUGCAAGCUCGAUUCCAUAUAGUAAAAAACCCGGCUCUCAUCCAUGAUAAAGAAAAAGUUGGAAAGAUAAUGAGAGUGUGUAUCAUACUACACAAUAUGAUAGUAGAAGAUGAACGUGAUGGGUACACGCAGUUUAAUGUUGCAGAAUUCGAACAAACACAAUCAAACCGAACUUCACAUGUGGACUACACACUUCCUACUGCGAGGCUUUCAAACAUCACCGAGAUGAUGAUCACGCGAAAUGAAGUUCGUGAUAAAAGAACAAAUGAACGCUUGCAUGAUGAUUUGAUUGAACAUAUAUGGCAAAAGUUUGACACAAAUCAAGGUUACAAUCAGGAUUACAACUAA